Fusarium coffeatum is the source of this 1701-nucleotide messenger RNA. RefSeq lists its product as uncharacterized. Lineage: Eukaryota; Fungi; Ascomycota; Sordariomycetes; Hypocreales; Nectriaceae. Gene Ontology annotation, cellular component: endoplasmic reticulum; membrane. The record is from RefSeq and is a predicted model, not a curated record. The transcript is spliced from 3 exons. Gene Ontology annotation, biological process: transmembrane transport. Bases 1 to 1701 code for a protein of 566 amino acids.
AUGGCUUCCUGGCAGUCCUUUUCGGUCCCGUCGUUUCGGUUGACGCAACUUGCUCAAGAUGCAUACGAGGUACCUCUACAAACCCUCGCCAACACCCAUGAUUCGCACCCUUCGAUAGGGCAUCUUUGUCUCCUGGUGUUCGAAGCUGUUCUUGAAGUAGUAUGCGUCAGUUUGCCCGGAUACAUCGUCGCGCGACUCGGCCAUUUCGAUGCCGAGAAGCAAAAGUUCCUCGCCAACCUCAACGUGAUGCUAUUCACGCCAUGCCUGAUCUUUACAAAGCUCGCUUCUCAGCUGAACGCUGAGAAGCUUUCAGAUCUAGCCAUUAUUCCCAUCAUCUUCGUCAUCCAAACAUUUGUUUCCUGGGUUGUGUCCUAUGUCGUCGCAAAGUUGUUCCGAUUCAACAGGCGCGCAUCAAAUUUCGUCACAGCGAUGGGUGUUUUUGGAAACUCGAAUUCGUUGCCCAUUUCUCUCGUCCUUUCGCUCUCUCAAACAUUGAAGGGUUUGCACUGGGAUAAGGUUCCUGGAGACAAUGAUGAUGAGGUUGGCGCGCGCGGUAUCCUUUACCUCCUUAUCUUCCAGCAACUUGGUCAGCUCGUUCGAUGGAGCUGGGGUUACCACGUUCUCCUUGCACCUAAGGAAAAAUACCCAGAGUACCGCGAGGAGAUUGCCGAGGAAGGCCAACGCUACCGUGACGACGAAGACCACGAGGAACGCGAAACUGCGGCCUUGAUUGAUGGUCUUGAUGGAGAAACAGAGGACGAGGGAGACCGUCAAAGCAUUGAUUCCCAAAACUAUGAUCCCGCUGGUCGCACCCCUGUUGCGAAUGCUUCUCGUGUUUCGCUUGCGGUUUCCAGUGACGAUGAUCUGCCCAAGAAAUCUAUGCCAAAGGGAAAACAAGGGCAGACUGACAUCGCUGCUCCCCUCAAUGGUAAUGCUGGCAGUAUGGACUCUUUCCCGCGUGUUCCAUCGCUGGAGGAUGAGGAAGAGCCUACCGGCAUCACUGAAAGAACCAAGUCCGCUUUCAAGUCCCCUUUCAUUCGUCUUCACAAGGCGACAUCCAAGUCGCUUAGCAACUUGUACCAAAAGUCUCCCGCUCCUGUCAAGUCUACCUUGAAAUUCACCAAGCGCGUGGCUGGGAAGUUCAACAAUUUCAUCUGGGAAUUCAUGAACCCUCCGCUAUGGGCCAUGCUGAUUGCCAUCCUCGUUGCCUCUAUCCCAUCACUUCAGCGACUCUUCUUCGAAGAAGGCUCUUUCGUCCAGAACAGUGUAACCAACGCUAUUCGCUCAAGCGGAAAUGUCGCUGUGCCAUUGAUUCUGGUCGUUCUCGGUGCCAACCUUGCUCGCAACACCAUGGCUAAGGAUGAAGCUCUGGAUCCUGAAGAGGAGCGCAUCGGAACCAAGCUGCUGGUUGCCUCUCUGCUUUGCCGUAUGGUUCUUCCAACCGCUAUCAUGGCCCCCAUGCUUGCUCUUAUUGCGAAAUAUGUCAACGUUAGCAUUCUCGACGAUCCUAUUUUUGUUAUCGUUUGCUUCUUGCUUACUGGCGCACCCAGUGCGCUUCAGCUCGCUCAGAUCUGCCAAAUCAACAACGUCUUCGAGAAGACCAUGGGCAGAAUCCUGUUUCAAAGCUAUGUCAUUUGGAUCCUUCCCUCGACCCUGAUCCUGGUCAUGAUGGCCCUCGAAGUUGUCGAAUGGGCUCGAUGA